Messenger RNA from Hordeum vulgare subsp. vulgare (domesticated barley), 368 nucleotides. Its product is annotated as histone deacetylase HDT2-like. The record is from RefSeq and is a predicted model, not a curated record. The transcript has 3 exons. Bases 27 to 368 code for a protein of 113 amino acids. NCBI's taxonomy places the organism in Eukaryota, Viridiplantae, Streptophyta, Magnoliopsida, Poales, Poaceae.
ACUACCCGCCGCCGCCGCCGGUUGCCAUGGAGUUCUGGGGCCUCGAGGUUAAGCCUAACCAGUUCAUCAAGGUUUCUCCUGAAGAUGACCACUUUCUCCAUCUCUCCCAGGCUGCCCUUGGUGAGGUGAAGAAGGAUGACAAGACAACCUUGUUUGUCAGGGUCGACGGCAGCCAGAAGCUAGCCAUCGGGACCCUCUCUAUAGACAAGUUCCCUCAUAUCCGGUUCGACCUCGUCUUUGACAAGGAAUUUGAGCUGUCACACAAUUCCAAGACAACCCACGUCUUCUUCUCUGGCUACAAUGUUUUCCAACCUUCCCAGGGAGAUGAAUAUCCUUUUUUACACUACACACAUACAUGCAUUCUGUAG